AUGCUUCGAAUCAAACGUAACCUCUCAGUAUCUACUGUUCUUGCACAACAACAAGUAAACUAUGUGCCUUUGAAACAAAUAGUCAUUGAAAGUAAAAUUCGUGCAUUUGCUGCUGAUGUGACUAUUACACAAAUAUUUUACAAUGAUGAAGCAACACCAAUCGAAGCGGUUUAUUGUUUUCCAAUUGAAGAACAAGCAGCAAUCUACGCAUUUAAAGCACAAAUUGAUGAUCGAGAAAUUAGUGCUCAAUUAAAAGAGAAAAAAGAAGCACAGCAAGAAUAUAAUAAUGCAUUGCAAGAUGGUCAUGGAGCUUAUCUACUAGAACAAGAUGAAAAAUCUCAAGAUAAUUUUAUUAUCAAUGUCGGCGCUUUACCGCCAUCAAAAGAAUGUACAAUUACUAUUGGUUAUGUAACAGAAUUGAAUCUUGUUCAAGGAUCACUUAUUCGAUUUGUUGUACCUACCACCAUUGCACCACGUUAUAAUCCUGACAAAGGUGGACUUGCAUCACCAGCUGGUACUACAUCUAAAUAUGUUCAAUCAAGCCCAUAUACUAUUGAUUUUCGUUGUCAUAUUGGAAAGACACUUGGAUCUGGAGCAGAACAAAUUACUCGAGUUAGUUCAUCUUCACAUCCGAUCGAAAUCGACCUUACUCAACAAGAUGCUUAUAUUGUAACAUUUUCACAACAAAAUACUCAUUUAGAUCGAGAUAUUCUAAUUAAUAUUGAGCUUUCCAAACAACGAAAUAGUACUAUAAUAGCUGUAGAAACUGGUGCAAUAAUGGCUGCUUUCAUUCCAACCGAAGAAGAAUGUCAUCAAGCAUCAGAAAGUGGUUUAAUGAAUGAAUUUAUUUUUAUCGUCGACUGUAGUGGAUCAAUGCAAGAUGAGAAUAAAAUUGGAUUCGCUCGACAAGCCAUGUUACUCUUUCUCAAAAGUUUACCUGUUGGUUGUCAUUUCAAUAUCAUUCGAUUUGGUUCUCAAUACAAAACUUUAUUCAAUGAAAACACAGUACUUUAUAAUAAAACCAAUGCACAACGAGCUGAGCAACUUAUCGAACGGCUGAAAGCAGAUCUCGGCGGAACUGACUUAUUAAAACCGUUGCGAUGGAUUGAACGAUAUUCUCCUAGUCAAGGACGUUCACGUCAAGUAUUUCUUUUAACCGAUGGUGAAAUUUCUAACGUAACAGAAGUACUCGAUCUAUGUCGUUCGAUGGCUACAUCGACUCGUAUAUUUUCAUUUGGUCUAGGACAAUCACCAAGUCGAUCACUAGUGAAAGGUCUCGCUCGUGCAACCAACGGUCGGUUUGUUUUUAUUCCACCCAAUGCUAGUGUUGAUGUAUACGUUGGAGAACAAUUACAAAAAGCACUUCAACCAUGUAUUACCAAUGUUCACGUUAAAUGGAAUCUUGGAGUUUCAGUUCAAAGUGUUCCAACUCAUGUACCACCAGUCUAUGCCAACGAUCGUCUGAUUGUCUACGCUCUAGUAGACGACAAAACUAUUCCUUUUGAUCAUAACUCAUCUGUGGAACUAGAAACUGAACCUAAUCAUCGUUCGAUAGGUAUAGCUAAAGUUGAUCAUAUACCAAUUGUAAGUGAGAACGAUACAAUUGCUCGUCUUGCAGCUAAAGCACUCAUUCUCGAAUUACAACAUGCUAAAUUACAGUCAUCAAAUACGGAAAAACUGACAAUCGAUUCGAAACAACGUAUUAUUGCAUUAUCAUUGAAAUAUAAUAUUCUCAGUCCUUAUACGGCAUUUGUCGGAGUUGAAAAACGAAUGGAUGCAAGUAAUACGAACAUGGCCCUUCGUGAAGUGCCCAUCCAGAUUUCUGCCGAUGAUCAGCACCUACAAAAGUCCAUUCAAAGUCCUUUUGGAACUGGUCCUGGCGGAUUAGCGUCUGGUGUUAGACGUCCUUGUCGAUAUCUCAAUACUAAAUAUUCCAAUGUGAAAUCAUCAUCAUUCAGUUCUGAUCAAACACUCAUGUGUAAUACCUCCGAGUAUAGAUCUAAACUUCGAUCAAGUACUCUUAAUAUUCGAAUUUCUCAAUCAAAACGUCUUCAUUUGGAUGAUGAAAAUGAUCAGGACAAUACCUGCUCUGACUCCACGUCCAAGAAGAAGAAGAAGAAGAAAGAAAUAUCUUUAAAAAAAGAAAUAUGGCCAUCAAAUGAUCAGGAUUUUGUUCGAUUUUUGAUCAAUAAACAAAUGUUUGAUGGUCUUUGGGAUUUUGAUUCAGAGGAUAUUAAGAAUUUAACUAAAAAAACACUGGAUGAAUUUACUUGCGGGAAUAAUCAAAUUGAUCAACUGGUUCUCGUCUCGAUUAUUGUUAUUGCUGUGCUUGAAGCUCGCUUUGGAGCAUUGACAAUGAUGUGGCAUGGUGUCGUCCAAAAGGCUCGCAAACGUCUCAUCAAUUCACUUGGAAAAGACUCGAAAUAUCUUGAACAAAUCCUUGAAAAUAUCCGUGAACAAUUUUAA
Molecule: messenger RNA, 2466 nt
Organism: Adineta ricciae
Lineage: Eukaryota; Metazoa; Rotifera; Eurotatoria; Adinetida; Adinetidae
Source: the annotation of a GenBank genome assembly